UCACGCGAUUAAUCUGGUCUCUCCAUUUUGCUGACCAGUGGUGUAGUAGCAAGAGCAGCGCUGAAGAGUAUAGUUGCGAGAGGGGAGGAAACGCUACAUAUCGCGUUGGAGAAUUUGCAGACUUGUUCACAAGUCUACGGUAGUCAUAAUUGAUUAUUAAAUAACAAUGCACUUCAUAAGGAUUUGGCUGGCAAUUUGAUUAUGAUUGCUAGCAGGACAACUCAUCAUAUGACUCACAUUUGAGAGGGAGAUCGACCAUCGACCCAGUGCAUAUGGUUGCAGUGGCUGCUUAAAACACUGGUGAAAAGAGGUUUUUUUUUAACACCAAUAGUAGGUCAAUACUACAUCAAAAUGAGUGAAAUAAAUGAGGUCGGAGAGUAUGUUGAAGUUACCAGCGUCCUCCUUAAGCCGUCAUUAACAAAUCGCCAGCGGGCCCAGGCAAGAUGGAUAACAGUGGAACCGGUUAUUUCAUUUUCAAUAAUAGGUAUCAUAGUUUUGAGCCUGAUACGACCUCUUUACAUCAAAGACCGGAUUCGCGAGUCGCACAACGUCACCGACAUUGCCAAUGUCACCGAGUGCGGUGCCCCGAAUAGCACUGCUGACCCAUUGGACGCCCAGAUCCAGUCCGAGGUAUCGCUAUGGCUGCUGUAUCUAAGCGGUGCAUCAGGGAUACCAUCCAUCAUAACCACGCCUAUUUACGGGACUAUCAGCGAUAGAGUCGGCAGAAAAUUCUGCAUGGCUGUUCCCAUCGUCGGUCUUGUUCUACAGGAGGUUGUGUAUUGUCUCACCAUUUAUUUCAGCCUGCCUUUGGAGGUUUUCCUCGCAGGAGAAGUCUUACAGGGUGUGACGGGGGGAUUCGCACUGAUGUUCUCGGGAUGCAUGUCCUACUUAACUGACUGCACCACCGUCAAACAGAGGACAUUCCGAAUCGUAAUAGCCGAGAUGCUGACUUAUUUUCUGGCUGGGGUAGGGCAACUAGGUGAGGGGUAUAUCAUUAGUUACUACGGCUACCUACUCCCACUAUACAUCGCAUUUGGAGUCAAUAUCAUUCUGAUUCUGUACAUCACAAUUCCUCGAGUUUUGAUUGAGACGAUGGAAAAGGGAAGUCAAGCGGGCCGUAUGGGAUUCUUUGACAUAGGGAGGAGCAUCAAGAAACUAAUAGCAUUUAAUGAGAACGGCCGUAGGUGGCAGCUAUUGCUCCUUAAUUUCUCGAUCUUUACGAAUUUGGUGGCGGUAUUUGGACUUGCGUCGCUCCUCGUACUGUACGGCACUGCACAACCAUUCUGCUGGUCUCCAGCCACGGCUGGCUUUGCUUCUGCUUUGUCCUUGUUAAGUAUGUCCUUUGGCAUGUUGGUCGGCACAAAGCUCUUCUCGUUGUGUCUUGGCGAUUACUGGCUCAUACAGAUUGGCUGCCUAAGCAUGUUCUUAGCUCUGAUUGGUGUAGCCGUCGCUCAGUCUUCGCUGGUCAUCUUUAUAGGAAUUGGCGCUGGUUUAUUUCGGGGUAUCCCCAUUCCCGUUGCAAGGUCGGUCCUCUCUAAAAUCACAAACCCAGAUGAAACAGGGGCAAUGUUUGCAAUUGUCGCCUGCCUUGAGAGCAUAGCCACCCUCAUAUCCGUCCAGGUCGCAUCCGGUUUGUAUGCUGCAACUGUAUCUUUUCUACCACCGUUGACCUUCUAUGCCUAUGCUGGAUUCUGUUGCGUUCCUGCUGGUAUCACAAUAGCUCUGCAGAUCUUCUGGCCACGGAGGAACGAAUACACACCACUUGAACCCAUUGACAUGCUUUGAAGACCACACCCGUUGUUUUGUAAGGCAGGUUCUUCCAGCAUGUACCGGUAACAUUUAUUAAAAGAGCAAUAACUACAGCUGUAUUCUGAAUGUUUAAAUAGCUUGUUCAAAAAAGAACAGCAAUAAUAAUUCCAGCGGGCACCAGCACUGAAUACUAAUCCACUGCACUAAAUGUAACACCCAACUACUACUGACAUGUUCGCCAUUGUCGAAAAAAAAAAAACAGAUUUGAAAUUAAUACAAGGGCAUGUCAGACGUGCAACUUUGUAAAUUGCGAAUAGAAACAAAAAAGUUAAUGGCCAACCACACAAAACUUUAUAAAUUUCUCCCCCAAAUUGUUGAUGGUAUUGUUUUCAAAACAAGGGGCACUCAUCAGCUGAAAGGUUGCCCGUGUGGUAAUUCUAGAAGCUGAUUUUUUGCUUGCUUAUAAUGUAAGGUUGUUCAGCACCUCCGCCUCACUUAGGCAUAACAAACACACGUCAUGUUGGCGUAACAGGCCCCCCCCAAAAAAAAAAACA
Molecule: messenger RNA, 2303 nt
Organism: Asterias rubens (European starfish)
Lineage: Eukaryota; Metazoa; Echinodermata; Asteroidea; Forcipulatida; Asteriidae
Product: proton-coupled folate transporter-like
Exons: 7
Coding region: 352-1785 (477 amino acids)
Biological process (GO): transmembrane transport
Cellular component (GO): plasma membrane
Molecular function (GO): transmembrane transporter activity
Source: RefSeq, a predicted model, not a curated record